Molecule: messenger RNA, 603 nt
Organism: Camelina sativa (false flax)
Lineage: Eukaryota; Viridiplantae; Streptophyta; Magnoliopsida; Brassicales; Brassicaceae
Source: RefSeq, a predicted model, not a curated record
AUGAUUGUAGUUGUUGUGGAUGAUACAUAUGAUGCUUAUGCAACCGUUCCCGAAGCUACAGCUCUUACGGAAUGUUUGCAAAGGUUGAAUAUUGGUGCCGAUGAUAUACUACCGGACUAUUUGCGAAUCGUCCUCGAAAAUUUGUUUGAAGUUAUGAAUGAGAUUGAACAAGAAAUGAGACUGAAAGAACGAUCAUACAGCAUGAAACAAGUGUUGGAAAUGUUCAAGAUCAUUGCGAAGGCGUACAAACAGCUAACAAAGUGGGCAAGGACAGGCCACGUACCAACCUUUGACGAGUAUAUGAAGGUUGGGAUGGUGACAGCUGGGAUGGGUUAUGCAGUGUACUGCUUUAUAGGAAUGGAAGAUAUCAGUGAGAAGGAAGCUUUUGAGUGGCUCAAUUCCAGUCCCCGAAUCAUCAAAGCUCUGAAUGUACUGUUCCGUAUAGCAAAUGACAUAGGAACCUUUGAGACCGAGAUAAACAGAGGAGAGGUGGCUAAUGGGCUCAACUGUUACAUGAAACAACAUGGAGUCACCAAGGAUGAAGCAUCCCAAUAUAAGAUCAAAGACUUGAAGAAUAUAAGAACACCUCUCUUAUUGAUUUAG